AUGCAACCAAUCAUUCGCGAAGCCAUGAUUUAUGACACUAUUGGCAUUCAUCCACGAAUUGCCGAAUGCACAUCAAGAGGCAACAAUAGCGUCAAUUAUGUCGAUAUCAAGUAUUAUCAGCACGGUGACCAUGUGAACUACCGCGAAAAGAACCAAAUCACACCUGAGCUUCAGUCAAAGUGGUUCCAGCAGAUUAUGGAAGCUGUUGUUGUUUGCCACUCAUUUGGUGUCAUCCACUCGGACUUAGCCUUGCGGCAGCUCUUUGUUGACGAUAACUUCGAUCUACGCUUGGGCGAUUUCAACUCUUCCGAAUGUGUUGGGUACCCAGCGCUGGGUUAUGAGAAAGCAUCACAUUGCCUUCCUCGUGAUUACGAGCUUCCAAACACAGAGACUUCUGAUAUUUUUGCUUUAGGAUCUACACUAUAUGAACUGGUCACUGGCAAAGCUCUAUAUGCCGAAUUAAAUCAGCGAGAUUCUGAUGAUCCCGAUUGUAUCAAGGCACAAAUUCGACGACAACACCAGGUGGUGGAUUUCGAGAUUGAAUCACGAUACAAAAAGCAGCAGUUCCCAGAUGUUACGAGCCUUUACUGUGGAGACAUCAUCCUAGGAUGCUGGAGAGGGCAAUUUAGCACGGCAAAGGAAGCGCUCGAUUUCUAUCUACAGUUGGUGCAGCCAUGCGAGCAGAGGGGCUCUCCUAUAUAA
This is a messenger RNA of Penicillium brevicompactum, 702 nucleotides long. RefSeq lists its product as uncharacterized. Bases 1 to 702 code for a protein of 233 amino acids. The transcript has a single exon. Gene Ontology annotation, molecular function: ATP binding; protein serine/threonine kinase activity. The record is from RefSeq and is a predicted model, not a curated record. Lineage: Eukaryota; Fungi; Ascomycota; Eurotiomycetes; Eurotiales; Aspergillaceae. Gene Ontology annotation, biological process: protein phosphorylation; intracellular signal transduction.